Messenger RNA from Lathyrus oleraceus (garden pea), 912 nucleotides. Its product is annotated as protein SAMBA. The transcript has 4 exons. The record is from RefSeq and is a predicted model, not a curated record. Gene Ontology annotation, biological process: negative regulation of organ growth. Gene Ontology annotation, molecular function: anaphase-promoting complex binding. NCBI's taxonomy places the organism in Eukaryota, Viridiplantae, Streptophyta, Magnoliopsida, Fabales, Fabaceae. Bases 155 to 487 code for a protein of 110 amino acids.
GUUGGUAUAUUCUCAUGUAACGAAAGAAAAUUUAGUAUUUCAAAUUUGUUACUUUCUGUUACCCAUAUCGUCGAACGCUUGAUAGGCGCUUGUUGUUGUUGUAGUGUUCGAUUCUACUGACAGUGUAAGAUAUUCAGAUUCAGAAUAACGAACAAUGAAUAGUUCAUCUCCGGCCCAUUCAUCGAUUUCCACCACGGCGGUUGUCGGCGGCGGUGUCGGAGGUAUUAGCAACGCCGCCGUUUCCGUUGAUGAUUUUCAUUUUCCUUAUGAUCACAUCUCAACGGAAGAACGAAAAGAUGAGGCCAUGCUAGUGCUAAAAUCGGAUCUUAUGGCUGCACUUGACAAGGAGGUUAAAUCCUUGGAUGAAGAUAACUGGAAGUUUGAAGGACCUCGUUCUCGAAUCCACCGCGUGUCACGUCGAGGCGGUGGUCAUCUCCAUAGGCCCACAGAAAUUUCAAAGAAUUGGAGUUUAGCCCCACCAAAAUAGUUAGACUCUGUUACAUCGAAGUACCAGGCCUCUGUUUAAUUAUCAAGUAAUUAUGGUUAUGUUCUACAGAUAAAAGUUAUUAGGCUGCAUUGAUAGAAAGCAUUGCGGUUAUGCUACAACUUCUGGUGAUAUAUAUAGUUCUGGAAGAACAUGAUGAAGUGAAGAUUGUUUUUGUAAAGAUGUUGUGUCCUUUAUUGUUUGCAGUAUCAUUGCUUCAGUUUUGAGAGAUCAGUGAUUAAUUGCUCUUGAUUGUUCCAAAUUUAUGUAUUUUAAUGUAGCGAGAAUCAUUAAAAACCUGAGAUAAGUUAAAGUGUUGGUUGGUUUGUAUUUUUAUAUUUAAUCUGUUUAUUUUUUGACAGGAUAAUAAUCUGUUUAUAAACAUUUGAGUACUCCAUGAUAUAUUCAUUUGAUAUGUAUAUUUCUAA